This is a messenger RNA of Callorhinus ursinus (northern fur seal), 4269 nucleotides long. It is a transcript of the gene NFE2, whose product is annotated as nuclear factor, erythroid 2. Gene Ontology annotation, molecular function: DNA-binding transcription factor activity, RNA polymerase II-specific; RNA polymerase II cis-regulatory region sequence-specific DNA binding. The record is from RefSeq and is a predicted model, not a curated record. NCBI's taxonomy places the organism in Eukaryota, Metazoa, Chordata, Mammalia, Carnivora, Otariidae. Gene Ontology annotation, biological process: regulation of transcription by RNA polymerase II. Gene Ontology annotation, cellular component: nucleus.
GAGGGUUUGCUGAGAACAGUAAGCUGCCCAAGCAGAAAGGGACCUCUGAGUUCGACUUAUCCAACUCCUUGGUUUUAUAAAUGAGGAAACAGAAGCUCAGAGCAGCGCGAUGGCUUGCCCAACCUCACACUGCUGCUUUGUGGCUGACUGGCAGCUAGAGCCCAGAUCAAAAAAAGGUGGGGGGCGGGCGCUAAAGGAGACUGUUUUUAAGGCUCUAAAGAGACAUUCCCCCAGAAGAAAAGAGACAGAUACCACAGACAGAAUUGACUGAGGUAAACCACCAAUAGAUGCUUAGAGUAUGGAGACACAAGAGUGGGUUGGAAAGGCGUCUGAGAGGCCAGUACAGGCUAGCAGAGUCAGCUAGCAUAGGUUCCAGACCUGCGCCUGCUAUCUAUCAACUUGGGUCUCAAUUUCUGAAUGGACCUUAUAGGAUCUUUGUGAAAAUCAGUCUCAAACUAAUGCUUGUAAAACAUCAGCACAGUUCUUGACAGUGCUUAAUAAGUCUUUGCUAUGAUUGUUAUAUUACCUUAGGAACCCUGGAAGCCUGGCUGUGUGGGUUGGGGUAUGGCCAAGAUGACCCUGCAGGGACGUAGGACAGAGGUCCAGUGUCUCCAGAGACCAUUCCUCCUCUGCUGCCUCCAGCUGAUAAACCUCUUAUCAGGCCCAAGCAGGGGAGCCCAGAGUCAGGAUAGGAGGAGAAGGCAGGGCUGCUAUCAGCCACCAGGCCUGGGCCAUAUCUCAGAGAAGGGGAGGGGCUGUCUGCUUGGCUCUUCCCACAACAUGCUCCUUGGGGAUCCCCAAGCACUCAUUCUCAACCUUGGAAGAUGAGACAGAGGAGGAAAACUGAGGACAGAGGAGGAAAGCAGGAGUGAUCCCUGAUGUUGCCCCAGAAAAUGGGGAAAAAAAACCCCAGAAGAUGUGACUUCUGCCCUGGCCAGUGAUACAGUUUUGGGGAGUAAGAAGAAGGGGAAGGGGAAGGCAUCUCAUCUGAAAAAGAAGGUAAAGACCCACUGUGCUCCCAAAGGACCUGACCACAGCCAUAGCAGGCUUCUGGGGCCUUUUGUGCUCUGGGGACCCUGGACCAGGCCCUGGCCCAGUAGGAUGCCCCCGUGUCCUCCCCAGCAGAGCAGGAACAGGGUGACACAGUUGCCCACUCCGGAGCUGGGCGAGAUGGAGCUGACUUGGCAAGAGAUUAUGUCCAUCACUGAGCUGCAGGGCCUAAAUGCUCCAAGUGAGCCAUCGUUUGAGCCCCCAGCCCCAGCCCCAUACCCUGGGCCCCCGCCACCCCCAACUUACUGCCCCUGCUCAAUCCACCCAGAUGCUGGCUUCCCCCUUCCUCCACCAUCUUAUGAGCUUCCAGCACCUACAUCUCAUGUCCCAGACCCUUCAUACUCCUAUGGCAACAUGGCCAUACCAGUCUCCAAGGCACUGACCCUCUCGGGCCUGCUCAGUGAGCCCCUCCCAGAUCCCUUGGCUCUCCUGGACAUUGGGCUGCCAGCGGGGCCCCCCAAGCCCCAAGAAGACCCAGAAUCUGACUCAGGAUUAUCCCUCAACUAUAGUGACGCUGAAUCUCUUGAGCUGGAGGGGACAGAGGUUGGUCGGCGGCGCAGCGAGUAUGUAGAGAUGUACCCAGUGGAGUACCCCUAUUCACUUAUGCCCAACUCCUUGGCCCACCCCAACUAUGCCUUGCCGCCUGCAGAGACCCCCUUAGUCUUAGAACCCUCUUCAGGCCCUGUGCGGGCCAAGUCCACUGCACGGGGGGAGGCGGGAAGUCGGGAUGAGCGUCGGGCCCUGGCCAUGAAGAUUCCCUUCCCAACGGACAAGAUUGUCAACUUGCCGGUAGAUGACUUUAAUGAGCUGUUGGCGCGGUACCCACUGACGGAGAGCCAGCUGGCAUUAGUCCGGGACAUCCGACGGCGGGGCAAGAACAAGGUGGCCGCCCAGAACUGUCGAAAGAGAAAGUUGGAGACCAUUGUGCAGUUGGAGCGGGAACUGGAGCGGCUGGGCAGCGAGCGGGAACGGCUUCUCCGGGCCAGAGGGGAGGCUGACCGGACCCUGGAGGUCAUGCGCCAACAGUUGACAGAGCUGUACUGUGACAUUUUCCAGCACCUGCGGGAUGAAGCAGGCAACAGCUAUUCCCCUGAAGAGUAUGCUCUGCAACAGGCUGCUGAUGGAGCCAUCUUCCUGGUGCCCCGGGGGACCAAGAUGGAGGCCACAGACUAAGCUGGACCAGAGGGGUGGGACUGGUGAUGGAGAUUUCCUUUAUUCCCUUCUGAUAAAGGUACUCCCCAGAAGCAGCUGGGUACUCUAGACCAGAAGGGGACAAUGGGAAACCUGGCAUUUGGAGGGUCCAAGGUAUAUUCAGUAAGGCUUGCCUUAAGACAAGUGUAUGAGGGGAGGGCUGGAAUCUCUUUUCCGUGAUUCAGCUUCCUAGGUCUCCAACCUCCACCUCUUGUUUGAGCUUUGGUAUAUAAAGCACUCUACACAAAUACCCUUCCACUGUGUCUUCCUUCUCAAGAGAGGGUGUUGAAGCCGAGUACUUAGAGUUCAGUGCUUGUUAGUGGUGGGGAGGGAAUCCUGCCAAGCUCAUUUCUUUCUCCGGCAGCUCUGUAUGAGAGAGGUAUGCAAAAAAUUUGGGCUUGAGCUGUGUGAUCUAUCACCUUCAUCUCCUUUUUCAGAGUCAGAGGUCAUGGAUGAUCUGAGGAAUCCCACCCUCCCUGGGGGCCCACUAUUUAUAGAGUGGGCAUUGCUGCCACCGCUGGCUACACCCUCUGUGCAAGGUCCCUGAGGUUCAGACCUCUCCUUUCUCUUUGGAGCACAGAGAAGUCUAGAAUGCCCAUAGCCUUUUUUCUGUUCUCUCCCUCCUGCCUACUUCUAUUGUACUUCCUCAUCCUGAUAUGCCUGAGCUCUCAGAAGUCUGAGAUGCUCUUGAUUGGAGAGAAUUUGAUUGGACAUCAUAGUUUCAAGGGACUUCAUACAGAAGUCUGGGCAAAACCUGCUCCCGAGGUUAUGCCUUUUGGUGAACUUUUCUGUCUCCUUGGUUACGUUAGACACACUAUCCAAUCCUCAUUUUGGGGCCUCCCUUUUCUAGAUUCUCAAAGACCUAGGGUCUCUUAUUUUCUUCCUUAAGCAGAACACGAAGUUCUAGAAUCCUUUAUCACAUCGAAGUCUCAAACUUCUCUCACACAUCUCCUUGGAUAGAGUUGGGUGGUUCCUAUCUUCAGUCACUGGAUUACACCAAUUACCUCUUUGGGGUAUUUUACUUCUAUUUAUACUUCUAUUCAACUUUAGUAGCUCCAUUCCAACAAGGAAAACAUACUCUUACUUUCAAGUUCUGAUAGACACUCAGUUGUGAGACAUGAAAAGCAAUGAUCAAAGGUAGUCUUCAUGCUUACAGAUUCUCAGAAACGUGGUCUCUAGGCUAGGUUAGGGAACGAAAGCAAUUUAAGGCUUCUGAUUCCUAAUCUGUGAACAGUUCAUCUUGGGAACUUUCUCAAAAAAGAAAAUGCAGGAUCAAGUUGCAAAGGGCAGUGCCUGGGAUUAGCUGUUCAGCAACUUGAUUAGUUCACCUAAAGGACAUCAGGCAGUUUUUCACUUUUAGCCAAGCUCCCAAAAGUGGUAAUGCAAAUUUAGACAUUUAUCCAACACUUGAGCACCCAGGUUCUAGUAUUGUUCUAGGCACUGGAGGUAAAAAUGGGGAGAAAUGCCCCCCUCCUGAAAAUCUAUUGUAAUACAUUACUUGGUGUGUACCUAACUAAAGCAAAAGGUGGAACAGCUUUGGAGCAUGAUUUCGAUUCUGUUCGAUUCAAAAACAGGUAAUCAUCUAAAGUUAUGUAGAUCUUCAUCUACAAAGUUAUGUAGCUUAACUAGCAACCUUGUAUUUGUAAAGCAUGCUGUGAAGUAUAUAGAAUGUGAUAGAAGCAUGUCAUUUUCUUCAAUAGCAGUAUUUAACAUCCUAUGGCCUGUUGUCCUGUCCUAAGCCAGGAUUGUGAGAGAAACCUGUUCUAGUAACUCCAAGCCACAAAUGAUUCUUGGCAAUUAAGACUGCCUAUACAUUUACACUUCUCUACCCCUUUUACUAGGUUGAAAAUUGAGGCUGAAUCUUUUCUUAAAGAUGGGAAGUUUAAGCAUUUGCUAGGGGGUUAAUUAUUGCCCCCAAAUUUUUGGGUCACUUUUGAAAAACUUGAUCUUCCCCUCCAUAUUCAUCUUAACCUGGUUCCAGAUUUUUUGGAAGCCAGAAAUAGCUGGCAAUAAAUACUUGCGGAACAA